Haliotis rubra (blacklip abalone) is the source of this 615-nucleotide messenger RNA. RefSeq lists its product as uncharacterized. The transcript is spliced from 2 exons. NCBI's taxonomy places the organism in Eukaryota, Metazoa, Mollusca, Gastropoda, Lepetellida, Haliotidae. Bases 1 to 615 code for a protein of 204 amino acids. The record is from RefSeq and is a predicted model, not a curated record.
AUGGAGAAGUCCCAGUCUUAUGCAGGAUUGGAGGAGAGAGCAGCUGCCGCUGUUGCCAUGGAGAAGUCCCAGUCUUAUGCAGCACUGGAGGAGAGAGCACCUGCAGUUGUUGCCAUUGAGAAGUCCCAGUCUUAUGCAGCACGGAAGGAGAGAGCAACUGCAGCUGUUGCCAUGGAGAAGGUCCAGUCUGCUACAGCACUGGAGGAGAGAGCAGCUGCAGCUGUUGCCAUGGAGAAGUCCAAGUCUUAUGCAGCACUGGAGGAGAGAGUAGCUGCAUAUGUUGCCAUGGAGAAGUCCCAGUCUUUUGCAGCACUGGAGGAGAGAGCAGCUGCCGCUGUUGCCACGGAGAAGGCCCAGUCUUAUGCAGCACUUGAGGAGAGAGCAGCUGCACCUGUUGCCAUGGAGAAGGUCCAGUCUGCUGGAGAACGAAAUGCUGAGAAGCUGUCUGGAGCUGUUGCUGACCUGGCCAAUGGUGAAGACGCUGCAGUUGCUGUUGCAGCCUCCAAAGCCGACACAGUUCCAGGUCACGAUUCGGAUAGCGAUGAGGUUUCGGACAACGAUUUCUUGGAUGAAGUAGAUGGUUUUGAUUUAGUUGAACUAGAUGCCGAUGCUUAA